GCUGUCACUUUCCAGCAGUUUUCUGCUUCUCUGUGUUGGGAAUGGCUCGGACCAAGCAGACGGCGCGCAAGUCCACGGGCGGGAAGGCGCCCCGCAAGCAGCUGGCCACCAAGGCGGCCCGCAAGAGCGCGCCGGCCACGGGCGGCGUGAAGAAGCCGCACCGCUACCGGCCCGGCACCGUGGCGCUGCGCGAGAUCCGGCGCUACCAGAAGUCCACGGAGCUGCUGAUCCGCAAGCUGCCGUUCCAGCGCCUGGUGCGCGAGAUCGCGCAGGACUUCAAGACCGACCUGCGCUUCCAGAGCUCGGCCGUGAUGGCGCUGCAGGAGGCGUGCGAGGCCUACCUGGUGGGGCUGUUCGAGGACACCAACCUGUGCGCCAUCCACGCCAAGCGCGUCACCAUCAUGCCCAAGGACAUCCAGCUCGCGCGCCGCAUCCGCGGGGAGAGGGCGUGAGCUCUUGGCGAGCGGCCACCUGGAACCCAAAGGCUCUUUUCAGAGCCACUUCCAUCCUCACUGACAGUGGCUGCUGCACUGCUAGUUACGUGUUAAUAACGCAAGCUCAGCGCACAAUUGGCGGAAAUAAUGGGGAC
This is a messenger RNA of Eptesicus fuscus (big brown bat), 589 nucleotides long. RefSeq names its product histone H3.1. Lineage: Eukaryota; Metazoa; Chordata; Mammalia; Chiroptera; Vespertilionidae. Gene Ontology annotation, molecular function: structural constituent of chromatin; protein heterodimerization activity; DNA binding. The record is from RefSeq and is a predicted model, not a curated record. Bases 42 to 452 code for a protein of 136 amino acids. Gene Ontology annotation, cellular component: nucleosome. The transcript has a single exon.